Molecule: messenger RNA, 2311 nt
Organism: Sebastes umbrosus (honeycomb rockfish)
Lineage: Eukaryota; Metazoa; Chordata; Actinopteri; Perciformes; Sebastidae
Product: rho-related GTP-binding protein RhoA-C-like
Exons: 5
Coding region: 4-666 (220 amino acids)
Biological process (GO): cell migration; stress fiber assembly; small GTPase-mediated signal transduction
Cellular component (GO): dendritic spine; cleavage furrow
Molecular function (GO): GTP binding; GTPase activity
Source: RefSeq, a predicted model, not a curated record
CACAUGCGCAGUAGCGGUGGGCGGAGUUUUUCCAGUCGGUCAGGAAGAAGAGGAGAAAGGCGGACACACAGAAAACAUCAAGCGAUGGCUGCUAUCAGGAAGAAGUUGGUGAUAGUUGGGGAUGGAGCUUGUGGGAAGACCUGUCUGCUCAUAGUCUUCAGUAAGGACCAGUUCCCAGAGGUCUACGUCCCCACUGUGUUUGAGAACUAUGUGGCAGACAUUGAAGUGGAUGGCAAACAGGUAGAGCUAGCACUUUGGGACACAGCAGGUCAGGAGGACUAUGACAGACUGAGGCCUCUCUCCUACCCCGACACUGAUGUUAUUCUCAUGUGCUUUUCUGUAGACAGCCCUGACAGUUUAGAGAAUAUUCCAGAAAAGUGGACACCAGAAGUGAAACACUUCUGUCCAAAUGUCCCCAUUAUCCUGGUGGGCAAUAAAAAAGAUCUGCGCAAUGAUGAGCACACCAGACGAGAGCUUGCCAAAAUGAAACAGGAGCCAGUUAAAUUUGAAGAUGGCAAAGAGAUGGCAAACCGCAUUAGCGCCUACGGCUACCAAGAGUGUUCUGCCAAAACCAAAGAUGGCGUGAGGGAAGUCUUUGAGAUGGCAACCAGGGCAGCACUGCAGGCCAAGAAACGUGGCAAGAAGUCCACCUGCUGUCUGUUAUAGGCUCUGGAAGAAGAGGGGAGCUGCCGUCAAGCACAGACGAAAAGGGGCAGCUUCCAUUGAGAUUCGACCGGGGAGAAAAUUGGGGAGGGCCCAGAAACUUUUACGGAUGCUCAAUUUCUUAUCACCCAAGUAUCCUGAGCAAAAUUAAAGCAGGUCUUAAAUGAUUUGAUAGGCUCCUACACCUUGGUCCUUGGCCUAUAUACAUUAGAUUAUGUACCAUUUUGCUCUCGGCUAUCAAAAACUUUCAGAUCUAGAGAAGACUGUAGGGCAGGUGGUGGUGGGGGGUGAUUUGAAUUUGAGUAGAUGUAAACAGGGUUGAAAAUGUGCCAUGAUGGGAACCAAGAGAGAAAAAGGUCCUUACCAGGCCAAAGACAAUGGGGACAUGAGAGAGAAAAAGACAUAAAUUUAUAACAAAAAAUAGGUUUGAAUUAAGACCAUGUCUAAGUGGAUUUUACACAGUUUCGCCUACAUGUAGUGCCUUGAGAGCAGCGGUCAAGAAGAGUAAGUUGUGGGGUAGGGAUUCAUAACUCCGACGGGGUAUUAUUUUGUCAUUUGUAGUGUCCACACAUCACAUUUGUGAAUGCUUUCUCCCUGUCAUUAGCUUUGCUCCUUCAGGCCCAUAUUCUGACUCAGGCGCUAUGCAGGGGUAUGCCUAAACUAGAUUGUAUGAGAUAUUUUCCCAUACUGAAUUACUUACCUGUACUUUAGAGAGAGAGUGCGUGUGUGCGCGUGUAUGCAACUGUAUGGUGGUUUGUUUUCUCCAGUGCAGGUCUGCAUGCAGUGAAUGUGUGUAUAUUUUGUGUGGGUGUGUAUUAACAUUAUGUGUCUAUGUACUGUAUGCAUGGAAAAGGUCUUCUGCGUCACUGACCUAACCCCUUGUUUCCAUGCCAAAGUUACCCCUGAUGGCCACGUUUUAUGGCUCAGACGGGUAAUGGAAUUAACAGCUACUCAGAGUGACAUAGAAAACUUUCACUUUACUGGAAGACAUUGUACUAUACCUAGAGGCACAAUCAGGUUAAAACAUAUGAUUUUUUAGGACCUUCUUUUCUGUGUGUACCAGAGAUUCAUUUGAUUGUGUUAAUCAGUGGGUCAAAUCAUGAGUGGUGAAGUUGAAUAUCCUUUCAGAUAGAUAAUAGGCCUAUCUUAUUACUAUAAUGUCCAUUAUGUACUGUAUGUCUUACAAGGCUUUGUAAGGACAUGUUAAUGAUGUGUAAUUCAAAAUUUGCCUUUUACUCAACUUUCCCCCCAUCCCUCCUUUUAAUGAUAUUGUCAUUAUUGUAUUAUUACUUUUUAUUGUUAAUGUCUCUAAUUUUACUUAGUAUAUUUUAAUCAGUUUACUUAAUCCUGCUGUUAUGAUCAGUUUAUGUCAGUUAAAAUGAUAAAAUGUAACCGUAGUAUUGUUUAGUUAAUUAAAGGUAAAGCUUGGGGGUGCAAGGCUGGAAAGUUUUGGGGGUGGGCUUUUUUUUUUUUUCUACUGUGACAUAUUAAGGUUUCCCAAAUAAAGCUGAUAUUAGGGGUUUUCUGUUGUAAGGUAUUUAUGUGUUCUUUACCAUUUAUUCAUUAAUAUUUGCAACAAUCUCCCCAUAUAUUUCUGGCAUUAAUUUACUUUUUUUUCCCCAAUAAAAAAACUCAUAACCCCUCAAAA